AUGCAAAUGGAAAAAAUUGCACAGUUAACAUGCUGGCUUACACUAAAUCACAAACAGCAACAACAAGAACAAAUACCCGAAUUCGAUGAUGAAUUUAAAGAACGUUGGAAACAAGAAGAAGAAGAAGAUGAGUCAGACCACAAAGAACAAAAGCAAUCGCAAGAAUGUACAUAUGAAUGUUGCGCAUUUUUUACUGAUGAUCAAUGUGUUCGUCUUGGUUGUUGUCACAUAUUUCACGAGCACUGUGUAUUGGAAAGAUACUUCUGUAGUAUAUGUCAACUCAAACAGUGUCCAGUAUGUAAAACAAAAAUAACAGAACUGAAAUUCUUCACACUCAAAAUGUAA
Didymodactylos carnosus is the source of this 345-nucleotide messenger RNA. Lineage: Eukaryota; Metazoa; Rotifera; Eurotatoria; Philodinida; Philodinidae. The record is from the annotation of a GenBank genome assembly.